AAAUCAUUUCCGGUUUCUUCAAUGAAACACACAAAAGAGCACAGGCGAUAGAUAGCCUUAGCUUUUCUUUUGUUAGACGGUUGUCUGAUGACGGGUUUUAAAUAAAAAUGUCUUCAUUUUAGCCUCGGAGAGAGUUUAUGAAAGAGCUGGUAACUGAAGAAACAUUCACAGAGUUGAAAGAAAUCAAUGUCAAGAUGGAGGAAGAGAUGGAGGAUCAGCGCGGACUGAUGGACUUCAGCCGGAUACCGAAGAUCAACUUACACCGAAUAGAUCUCCCACAAUGCUGUGAAGAGGAGGAGGUUCUGAAUGAGCUCAGCAACCCGCAGGAAGAAUCCACUUUGGAUCAAGAGGAACCGGAACCUCUGCAGAUAAAACAGGAACAAGAGGAACCAGAACCUCUGCAGAUAAAACAGGAAGAACAGGAACCAGAACCUCUGCAGAUAAAACAGGAACAACAGGAACCAGAACCUCUGAAAAUGAAACAGGGACAAGAGGAACCAGAACCUCUGCAGAUAAAACGGGAUCAAGAGGAACCAGAACCUCUGCAGAUAAAACAGGAUCAACAGGAACCAGAAUCUCUGCAGAUAAAACAGGGACAAGAGGAACCAGAACCUCUGCAGAUAAAACAGGGACAAGAGGAACCAAAACCUCUGCAGAUAAAACAGGAACAAGAGGAACCAGAACCUCUGCAGAUAGAACGGGAACAAGAGGAACCAGAACCUCUGCAGAUACAACAGGAACAACAGGUACCAGAACCUCUGCAGAUAAAACAGGAACAACAGGAACCAGAACCUCUGCAGAUAAAACGGGAACAAGAGGAACCAGAACCUCUGCAGAUACAACAGGAACCAGAACCUCUGCAGAUAGAACGGGAACAAGAGGAACCAGAACCUCUGCAGAUACAACAGGAACAACAGGAACCAGAACCUCUGCAGAUAAAACAGGAACAACAGGAACCAGAACCUCUGCAGAUAAAACGGGAACAAGAGGAACCAGAACCUCUGCAGAUACAACAGGAACCAGAACCUCUGCAGAUAAAACAGGAACAAGAGGAACAGGAACAUCAAGAGUUCAAAGAGGAAGAGAAGCAACUCUGCAUCAGUCAGGAUGAAGAGCAUGUUGUGCUGAAACAGGAGACUGAUGACAUUUUGGUGAACAAACAGCAGAAAGGCACAACUGAGACUUCAGAACAAGAAACACAAAAGAAAGCUCAACCGAACCAAAAUCUAUAUUCUUGUAAAAUUUGUGAUAAAGCCUUUUCCCGAAAAAAUUCUUUCAUGAUACACGUGAGAGCUCACACGGCCAAGAAACCUUUCACAUGUUCAACCUGUGGAAAAGAUUACCCUCACAAGAGUCGUUUAAUUGAUCAUAUGAGAACUCAUACAGGUGAAAAACCUUUCACAUGUACAACUUGUGGAAAACGUUUCCGGAGGAAACCUGACUUGGUUAGUCACAUCAGAGUUCACACAGGUGAGAAGCCAUUCUCAUGUGGAAACUGUGGAAAAAGUUUCCGGAGGAAAUCUGACUUGGUUAGUCACAUCAGAGUUCACACAGGUGAGAAGCCAUUCUCAUGUGGAAACUGUGGAAAAAGUUUCCGGAGGAAACCUGACUUGGUUCGUCACAUCAGAAUUCACACAGGUGAGAAGCCAUUCUCAUGUGGGACCUGUGGAAAACGUUGUGCUCACAAGAGUCGUUUAAUUGAACACAUGAGAAUUCAUACAAGUGAAAAAGCUUUCGCAUGUGCAGCUUGUGGAAAAAGUUUCCAUCACAGUGGCAAUUUGAACAGACACAUGAGAACUCACUCAGGUGAGAAGCCUUACAAGUGCACAACCUGUGGAAAAAGUUUUGUGUCUAAAUCUGAGUUAGUUGAUCACAUGACGAUUCAUACAGGUGAGAAGCCUUUCUCAUGUGGAAACUGUGGAAAAAGUUUCCGGAGGAAACCUGACUUGGUUCGUCACAUCAGAAUUCACACAGGUGAGAAGCCAUUCUCAUGUGGGACCUGUGGAAAAAGUUUCACUCUUAAAAAAAGUUUACCUGCUCACAUGAGAACUCACACAGGUGAAAAACCUUUCUCAUGUGGAACCUGUGGAAAAAAUUUCACUUAUAAAAAAAAUGUAAAUAUUCACAUGAGAACUCACACUGCUGAGAAGCCUUUCUCAUGCAAGAUCUGUGGAAAAAGGUUCCGGUGGAAACCUGACUUGGUUCGUCACAUCAGAAUUCACACAGGUGAGAAGCCAUUCUCAUGUGGGACCUGUGGAAAAAGUUUCACUCUUAAAAAAAGUUUAACUGCUCACAUGAGAACUCACACAGGUGAAAAACCUUUCUCAUGUGGAACCUGUGGAAAAAAUUUCACUUAUAAAAAUGUAAAUAUUCACAUGAGAACUCACACUGCUGAGAAGCCUUUCUCAUGCAAGAUCUGUGGAAAAAGGUUCGGUGGAAACCUGACUUGGUUAAAUCACAUCAGAAUUCACACAGGUGAGAAGCCAUUCUCAUGUGGGACCUGUGGAAAAAGUUUCACUCUUAAAAAAAGUUUAACUGCUCACAUGAGAACUCACACAGGUGAAAAACCUCGGAGAGAGUUUAUGAAAGAGCUGGUAACUGAAGAAACAUUCACAGAGUUGAAAGAAAUCAAUGUCAAGAUGGAGGAAGAGAUGGAGGAUCAGCGCGGACUGAUGGACUUCAGCAGGAUACCGAAGACCAACUUACACCGAAUAGAGGAGGAGGUUCUGAAUGAGCUCAGCAACCCGGAGGAAAAAUCCACUUUGGAUCAAGAGGAACCAGAACCUCUGCAGAAAAAACAGGAACAAGAGGAACCAGAACAUCAAGAGUUCAAAGAGGGAGAGAAGCAACUCUGCAUCAGUCAGGAUGAAGAGCAUGUUGUGCUGACACAAGAGACUGAUGACAUGUUGGUGAACAAACAGCAGAAAGGCACAACUGAGACUUCAGAACAAGAAACACAAAAGAAAGCUCAACCAAACCAAAAUCGAUAUUGUUGUAAAAUUUGUGCUAAAACCUUUUCUCGAAAUAGUUCUGUCAUGAUACACAUGAGAACUCACACGGCCAAGAAACCUUUCACAUGUUCAACCUGUGGAAAAGAUUACCCUCACAAGAGUCGUUUAAUUGAUCAUAUGAGAACUCAUACAGGUGAAAAACCUUUCACAUGUGCAGGUUGUGGAAAAAGUUUCCAUCACAGUGGCAUUUUAAAAAGACACAUAAGAACUCACUCAGGUGAGAAGCCUUACAAGUGCACAACCUGCGAAAAAAGUUUUGUGUCUAAUUCUCAGUUAGUUGAUCACAUGUCGAUUCAUACAGGUGAGAAGCCUUUCUCAUGUGGAAACUGUGGAAAAAGUUUCCGGAGGAAAGGUAACUUGAAUAGUCAUAUCAGAAUUCACACAGGUGAGAAGCCAUUCUCAUGUGGGACCUGUGGAAAACGUUGUGCUCAUAAGAGUCGCUUAAUUGAACACAUGAGAAUUCAUACAGGUGAAAAACCUUUCAUUUGUGAAGCUUGUGGAAAAGGUUUCCAUCACAUUGGCACUUUAAACAGACACAUAAGAACUCACUCAGGUGAGAAGCCUCACAGGUGCACAACCUGUGGAAAAGGUUUUGCGUCUAAAUCUCACUUAGUUGAUCACAUCAUGAUUCAUACAGGUGAGAAGCCUUUCUCAUGUGGACACUGUGGAAGAAGUUUCCGGAAGAAACCUAACUUGGUUCGUCACAUCAGACUUCACACAGGUGAGAAGCCAUUCUCAUGUGGGACCUGUGGGAAAAGUUUCACUCAUAAAAAAAGUUUAACUCGUCACAUGAGAAUUCACACAGGUGAGAAGACUUUCUCUUGAGGCAUCUGUGGAAGAAAUUGCUUGUAUGAAUCCCAGUUAGUUUAUAACAUGAGAACUCACACAGGUUAAAAAUCUUUCUCAUGUGGAACCUGUGGAAAAAAUUUCACUUAUGAAAAAAGUUUAAAUGCUCUCAUGAGAUUUCACACAGGUGAGAAGCCUUUCUCAUGUGCGACUUGUGGAAAAUUUUUUGCUGUAAAACACCUUUUACAUUUUCACAUGAAGACUCAUGCAAGAGAGAAGUCUUUCUCAUGUGCGGCCUGUGGGAAAGGUUUCACUCAAAAAUACCUUUUAACUUUUCAACAGAAUUCACACAUGUGAGAAGUAGCUGGGCAUUGAUUUAUCAGCCAGCUGAUUAAUUUGUGUUGAUAUCCUUAAUUUUGGGACGUUGGUGAUCAGCAGAUACAAGCAUGUGAAGCCGAUCUGAUCCUCCAAUUUUAUUGACCUG
This is a messenger RNA of Gambusia affinis (western mosquitofish), 4281 nucleotides long. RefSeq names its product zinc finger protein 850-like. NCBI's taxonomy places the organism in Eukaryota, Metazoa, Chordata, Actinopteri, Cyprinodontiformes, Poeciliidae. The record is from RefSeq and is a predicted model, not a curated record.